GCUACGUUCAGGACAACGUGCCUGUGACGUCACGGGCUCACCCCGGCUGCGGAAGCCGCGAUGAUGUAAACAAAGAAGCGGAUCAUCGAAUAAAGUUCGUUAAAACGGAUCCGGAGCAAAGAGACGGAGGAUGGAGAUCCACAAAAUCUGAACCAGAUCCAGAACCGUUAUCAGAACCACGACCAGAGACAGAGCCAGAAACAGAGCCAGGACCGGAACCAUGUCCAUGGAAGACCCGUUCUUCGUCGUCAAAGGGGAGGUACAGAAGGCUGUGAACGCAGCGCAGAGCCUCCAUCACAGGUGGAGCGAGCUGCUGCAGGAGGGGGAUGGAGCCUCCAAAGAGGAAAUGGACUGGACGACCAAUGAGCUGAGGAACAGUCUGCGCUCCAUCGAAUGGGACCUGGAGGACCUGGACGAAACCAUCAGUAUCGUUGAGACAAAUCCUAAAAAGUUCAACCUGGACGCUGGUGAGCUGUUGAAAAGAAAAGCCUUCAUCACCAGCACCAGGAACACAGUGAAGGAAAUGAAAGAACAGCUGUCGAGUCAAGCUGCUGCAUCCGUGGACAGAAAGAAAACACAGGCUCUUCUCGGUGAGCGUGGUGCUCGAGGUCCAAUGUGGAAGCCUGGUCCUGAUAAAUACAUCCGACUGGAUCAUCAGCUACAGAACGCCAACACUCAGUUUAUCGAGGAGCAGCAGGGGCAGCAGCAGCUGAUAUCUGAGCAGCAGGACGAACAAUUGGAACUCGUGUCAGGAACGAUCGGAGUCUUGAAGAACAUGUCUGAGCGAAUUGGGAUGGAGCUGGACGAACAAUCUGUGAUGUUGGACGACUUCGGUCAUGAGAUGGACAGCACUCAUUCCAGACUGGACAACGUCAUGAAGAAAUUGGCCAAAGUGUCUCACAUGACCAGUGAUCGUCGUCAGUGGUGUGCUAUUGGAGUGUUGCUCGCCAUCCUCUUUGUCGUCCUCCUCCUCUUCUUCAUCCUUUGAUUUCAGUUCCGAAUUCAUCUAUGUCCUGUUUCUACUGAACUCUACACGUGUCUCUGCUGGACUAGGGUGGGGUACCGUUCACAUUCGAGCCAGUACUGGUCCCUGUACCUGGAAGUCUGUACUGGUACCCUUUGGUACUUCUUUUGGUACUUUACUCUCUUUUUCUGCAAAGAGAAUUUCCUGUUGCCUCCACCUCGCGACAUAAUUCCACUACAAACGCCUAUAGAGAAAAUGUUUGUCCGGAUUCCGAUUCACCACUGUAAGCAAAUGAUUACUAUAAAAGUUGUGUAGCUUCUGUAUGAUGGACCCAGAACCUGAGGGAAAGGUAACACAAACACACACACACACACUGACUCCGCUGCUUUGAUUAGUUUGUUGCCACAACAUCAACACUGAGUAUCACAUAAUGAUCAAUUAUUUUCUCAAUGAGUCAAAGCCUUCUUCCUCUCUCGUGCUGACACACACACACACACACACACACACACACACACACACACACACACACACACACACACACAGAGUGUUUAACUCAGUCUGGGUGAAACCACAGACUUUGUAAAGUUAGUAAAUGUGUGUAGAUCUGUCUGGUGCAGAGCUCAGUGUGAAUGACAGACACACAGAGGAGCAGUAAAUUACUGACAGUGCUGCUAAAAACUGCACCAGUGACUCACCAUAGUUCUGAGCUUGGCUUUUUUCAGGGUGGGUCACAUGGUCUCUCUCUUUAUUUAACCUAUACUCUCUCUUUCACUCUCACUCAUCUAUACACUCUCUCACCCAGAUGCCCUCAGAGGUAACGAAAGUUUGCACCAAUAGAUUAACGUGAAUCGAAGCUGGGUAGUACUGACGUAAUUCGGUCAGUUAAAGUACAGAGACCCGUACCCCACCCUACUCUAUACUGGUCUUUACUGGUCUCCAAUAGUUUCCACUAGUUUGAACUGGACUCUACUGGACUCUUCUGAACUAUUUAAUGCCCGUUUGUUGAGUUUGAAAUUGUUAGUCUGAAAACAAAGUGUUAACACUAAAACUGUCUGUUGUUGUUUACAGUUUGAUUUUGUUGAUUUUAAGUGACUGAAACAUUUUAUUUGUAUCGUAACGUUUUAUUUCAUUUUGCUUUAUUUAAUUUUAUUUAAUUUAAUUUUUCCUGUAACGUAUUGAUCAACACACUCCAGUUUAUUGACUUUUCUACUGUUAAACUACUUGUCAAUUAAACCAUGCACUUCUUGCAGCUCUUUCACAAUAAAAGUGUUCUUGUGUGGAACAAGAACAUUGUUCCACACAAAGUUCACAUUACACUGUGGCUUUUGAGGAGCCUUACUUUCUGGUGAAGUCCAGUAUUUGACUUGUCACAUGGCAACAGUGAAAAUUAUCCUACUGUUGAUAACAUUUCAAACUGGCUCAAUAACAACGUAAGAUUUAAGGAAUGCAUGUAAUUGGCUGAUCAGAGCAAACAAAAACCAAAUCAUUAAAGCAGGAGGACACAGGUUACAGCUUUGUGCUUCUCAUACACACUCCUUCAGGAACAGUACCUCACCUAAACUAAAUCUGCUGAGCAUUAUUUAGACUUUAUUCUUGUUUUUAACUACCACAAAAUAAAAUCUGUCUUUCCCUCUG
Platichthys flesus (European flounder) is the source of this 2599-nucleotide messenger RNA. It is a transcript of the gene stx6, whose product is annotated as syntaxin 6. Bases 221 to 988 code for a protein of 255 amino acids. The transcript is spliced from 8 exons. Gene Ontology annotation, molecular function: SNAP receptor activity. Gene Ontology annotation, cellular component: membrane. Gene Ontology annotation, biological process: Golgi vesicle transport; intracellular protein transport. Lineage: Eukaryota; Metazoa; Chordata; Actinopteri; Pleuronectiformes; Pleuronectidae. The record is from RefSeq and is a predicted model, not a curated record.